Messenger RNA from Lepidothrix coronata (blue-crowned manakin), 841 nucleotides. Its product is annotated as claudin-4-like. Gene Ontology annotation, molecular function: structural molecule activity. Gene Ontology annotation, biological process: bicellular tight junction assembly; cell adhesion. Gene Ontology annotation, cellular component: bicellular tight junction; plasma membrane. The record is from RefSeq and is a predicted model, not a curated record. The transcript has a single exon. The coding region runs from base 212 to 841 and encodes 209 amino acids. Lineage: Eukaryota; Metazoa; Chordata; Aves; Passeriformes; Pipridae.
GGGAGCAACCGGGAUAUUAAGUGUCAGCGCUGGAGGGAGAAAUACAAGUGGAGGAAUCCCGGGAAACUGGUUUUACCCCUCCGUCCGGUGCCGGCGGCAGGACGGCGGCUGUGGCGGCGCUCCUCCCUCGGCAAAGGCAUAUAAUGCCUGCCAUGGUCCCGGGAGCCGGCACUGCACAGCGGGAGGCGGGCAGGGGUGCCGGGAGCGAGCCAUGGCCUCCAUGGGCAUGCAGGUGCUGGGCAUCGCCCUCUCCGUCAUCGGCUGGUUGGCCUCCAUCCUCUGCUGCGCGCUGCCCAUGUGGCGGGAGACGGCCUUCGUGGGGAACAACAUCGUAGUGGCCCAGAUCAUCUGGGAAGGGCUGUGGAUGAGCUGCGUGGUGCAGAGCACGGGGCAGAUGCAGUGCAAGGUGUACGACUCGCUGCUGGGCCUGCCACAGGACCUGCAAGCCGCCCGUGCCAUGGUGGUGGUGGCCAUCGUCCUGGCCAUCCUGGGCACCCUGCUCGCCGUCGCCGGCGGCAAGUGCACCAACUGUGUGGAGGACGACACCGCCAAAGCCAGGGUCAUGAUACUCUCGGGCAUCAUCUUCAUCGUGGCCGGCGUCCUCAUCCUCGUCCCCAUCUCUUGGUCGGCCAACAGCAUCGUCCAGGACUUCUACAACCCGCUGAUCGCCGACUCCCAGAAGCGGGACCUGGGCUCGUCCCUCUACAUUGGCUGGGCGGCCUCUGCUCUGCUGCUGCUGGGGGGGGGGAUCCUGUGCUGCACCUGCCCCCCCCGGGGGGAGAAGCCCUACUCUGCCAAGUUCACGGCCGCCCGCUCGCUGCCAGCCAGCAACUACGUGUAG